GCUGCCUCAAGACACGAACCUUUAUUCAGACACUUCCAACAAGGAGGUGUUGCUACAGAAAUACGGCAUGAUCUACUACCAGCUCUUAGCCGCUCUGCGCGCUGUUGUAGACAUUGACCUAAACUAUUAUCAGAAGUCAGCAUUCGAUGCCCUCCGUAUGUACAAACAGUAUGUCUGGGAGGACAACACGGACCAGGCAAAGAAAGAUAUCAUAAGGUCAGAAGGUUUGCCGGGACAGGUAGCCAGCUACGUGUCUGGUCAACUGGAAAUCUCUCGCCUCAGGAGUUUAGCCGAGAGGGAGCUGGGUCAAGAUUUCGAUCUGAAGGAUUUUCAUUACGAGGUAUUACGUCAGGGGGAGAUACCGUUGAGAUACUUGGAUGAACACAUAAAAGCUUAUAUCGCCUGUAAGAAAAACCCGUCUCUCGAGGAAUGUGGAGAAUUUUAAAAUGAAUGAGAAUGAAAG
Molecule: messenger RNA, 463 nt
Organism: Pocillopora verrucosa
Lineage: Eukaryota; Metazoa; Cnidaria; Anthozoa; Scleractinia; Pocilloporidae
Source: RefSeq, a predicted model, not a curated record